Molecule: messenger RNA, 225 nt
Organism: Parascedosporium putredinis
Lineage: Eukaryota; Fungi; Ascomycota; Sordariomycetes; Microascales; Microascaceae
Source: the annotation of a GenBank genome assembly
AUGUCAGGCUUUUGCGAUUCAACGCCGCGCAUCCUGAUGAUGAUGGACUGUCUCCUUCACGCUCUAGGCUCCAUCUGGGGCUCCAUUCCCUGGGGUUCCAUUUCCUGGGGCUCCAUUUCCGAACAACUUGAGACCGUUUUGGCGGCUUGGUCCUACGCACUCUCCCUCUCCACGCUGACCCACUACGGACUUGCCCUCCUGGACAACAUGCUCGUCGACUGGUAA